CCUCUCCCAGAUCGGCCGCAGCGGUAAACCUCGGCAACGCGUUUGCCGAGCUGUCCAGGUCCAACACCCCAAUUUCCCAUCUUUUCACAGUCAGCUUCAAACCGUCUAACAGUCAGAGGUCAAUUUUGCAUCCAGGCCAUUCGCCGGAGAUGGCGUCGGAGCUGACUUACCGCGGCGGGCCGGCCGCAGGAUCCGCCUCCGAUGGCGGCGAGUACUCGCCGAAGCCCUCCAAGCCGCUCUCCUGGCUCCCGCGCGCCGCCCGCUACGCAACCGCCGAGCACCGCCCUCUCUUUGCCCUCGUCGGCAUGCUCUUCGCCGCCGCCAUCUUCGCCCUCUCCUCGUCCUCCUCCCCGGUCGGGUACAGCUCCCCCUCCGGCGCCGUCGCUGCCUCCUUCAACCACCUCGUGACCGGCGCGCACCCGUCGCUGCACGAGUCCGUCGGCGGCAAGGUGCCCCUGGGGCUGCGCCGCCGCGUGCUGCGGGUCCUCGUGACCGGCGGCGCCGGCUUCGUCGGGAGCCACCUGGUUGACCGCCUCAUGGAGCGCGGCGACAACGUCAUCGUGGUCGACAACUUCUUCACGGGCCGCAAGGGGAACGUCGCGCACCACCUCGCCAACCCCAGAUUCGAGGUCAUCCGCCACGACGUCGUCGAGCCCAUACUGCUCGAGGUCGACCAGAUCUACCACCUCGCCUGCCCUGCCAGUCCCGUGCACUACAAGUACAACCCAAUCAAGACAAUCAAGACCAACGUUGUUGGAACACUCAACAUGCUUGGAUUGGCAAAGAGGAUUGGGGCAAGAUUUCUCCUCACAAGCACCAGCGAGGUCUAUGGUGAUCCUCUCCAGCACCCUCAGGUGGAGUCAUACUGGGGCAAUGUCAAUCCCAUUGGUGUCAGGAGCUGCUAUGAUGAGGGCAAGCGCACAGCUGAAACAUUGACCAUGGAUUACCACCGUGGUGCAAACCUUGAGGUGAGGAUUGCUCGAAUUUUCAACACUUAUGGUCCUCGCAUGUGCAUAGAUGAUGGCCGUGUUGUCAGCAACUUUGUUGCUCAGGCACUAAGGAAGGAGCCUUUGACUGUCUAUGGCGAUGGCAAGCAGACCAGGAGCUUUCAAUACGUUUCUGAUCUGGUGGAAGGGCUGAUGAAGCUGAUGGAAGGGGACCACAUAGGACCAUUCAACCUUGGUAAUCCUGGUGAGUUCACCAUGCUGGAGCUGGCUAAGGUGGUCCAGGACACCAUUGACCCAAAUGCACGCAUUGAGUUCCGUGCGAACACUGCCGAUGAUCCACACAAGCGGAAGCCAGACAUCACCCGCGCGAAUGAACUCCUGGGCUGGGAGCCCAAGGUCCCUCUGCGUGAGGGCCUUCCCCUCAUGGUCACGGACUUCCGCAAACGUAUCUUUGGGGAUCAGGAAGAGUCCACUACCACAGCUGGUGGUAUGUCUUAACUUCAUGGCAACUCCACACACUAUAGUGAACUUCUGUAAUUGAUCGUGUACAAGUAAAGUAAAGGGUAAAACAAUUGCAAGAUCUGUAGAAUUUGGCGUUGUGGUUUUGGCUCCAUACCAUACAUAUAGCUCUUUGGGCGAUAUGGAAAUGGUACUACUACUAGAAUAUCUUGGUACUAUUGUAGACUGUACUCUGUAGUGAUCUAAAGUGUUAUAAGCUGUAUAUGUUCCAACAUGAGCACUUCAGUUGCUUCCAAAGCUCACAUAUAUUUGCCUUGAGAUGCAAAUGAUGAAGAGAUGGUUUGAUCUA
Lolium rigidum is the source of this 1755-nucleotide messenger RNA. Its product is annotated as UDP-glucuronic acid decarboxylase 4-like. Gene Ontology annotation, cellular component: cytoplasm. NCBI's taxonomy places the organism in Eukaryota, Viridiplantae, Streptophyta, Magnoliopsida, Poales, Poaceae. The coding region runs from base 150 to 1445 and encodes 431 amino acids. Gene Ontology annotation, biological process: D-xylose metabolic process. The transcript has 6 exons. The record is from RefSeq and is a predicted model, not a curated record. Gene Ontology annotation, molecular function: NAD+ binding; UDP-glucuronate decarboxylase activity.